AUGUCGAAGACAACGAUCCCAAUGGCCUUGAAGGAAGUCAAUGAGUACUUGGAGAAGCAGAUUGCCUAUCUGUCAGGGGGCCGGGGAGAAGAGUCCAGCGUGAUCAUCACACUCCCAGAAUGCUCCUCUUUCAGUGAGAUUCCUGAGGAGGCCCUGGCCAAAGUUCUGAUGUACCUCACUCUGACCCCACGAAAGCGCCAGCCUGGAGUGAAAUUUAUCAUUAUUCUGGACCGCAGAUUGGACACCUGGAUGUCUAUUAAGACAGCUCUGGCGAGGAUUGCGAGUCCAGAUGGCCUAAGCUGCAUCGCCGACUUUGCGGCUGCCCGCUUCCCCGGCUCCCAGUCCCGGAGCGCAGUCACACCGCGGCACCGGCGGCACCGGGGAGGCUGGGAGAGCAGGGGGGAGGACAUCAUUCCCAAGUCGCCCUCCUCAAAAGCCCGAAACCACCCUCUGCGAUGGCGGAGGCGAACCCGCACCGAGGUGGUGAUGCUGAGCUCUGUCACAGACCUGCUGCACUACAUCGACGAGAACCAGCUGACCCAGGACUUAGGCGGCACACUGGAGUACUGCCACAGCGACUGGAUCCUCCUGCGCUCGGGCAUCGAGAGUUUUGCGGUGACCGUGAAGGAGAUCGCCCAGAUGCUGCAGGCCUUUGGAACAGAGCUGGCCGAGACAGAGCUGCCCAAAGAGGUGACCGCCACAGAGUUCCUCCUGAUGUCUCACACGGCUAAGUACAGGCAGCUGAAGGAGGACAUCAGGACAGUGAUGAGGAAAGGGCGCCAGCUGUUGUCCAGCCUGGAGGCGUCUGGGACAGUGGAGGCGGCGUCCGAGCAGAAGAGAGAUGCAAGUCAGGACUGGGAGACAGUACAGAGGCUCCUGGCCCAGCUGCACGACAUGGAGACGGCGUUCGAUGGCUUUUUCGAGAAGCAUCACCUGAAACUGCAGCAGUACCUGCAGCUGUGCAGGUUCGAGAGGAGCUUCCGUGAGAUGGAGCUGUCUUUGCAGCAACUGUUGGCCCAGGAGAGAGAGCACCCAGGCAUGGGGGACAGUAUGGCCCAGACUGAGCAGUUUGUCAGAGACCUGGACACACUGGACGCCGAAGCUCAGCAUGAGAUGAGUCGUGCACAGAUCCUCAUUCUGCAGGGGCACCAGCUGGCUGCCAGCCACCACUACGCCCUGGCACUCAUCUGCCAGCGCUGCAAUGAGCUGCGCCACCUGUGCGACGUGCUGACCGCCGCCCUGCGGGCCAAGCGGGAGUCCCUCGGCCGCGCCCAGGACCUGCUGUCCCGGCUGGAGCAGGCUAUGUGCUGGUGCCAUGAAGCUGCCUACCUCCUGGCUGACCAGCAGGUUGAUAAGUUCCAGUCGAAGGAGGGGGCGCAGGCGGCCCUAAGGGAUAUUGAAAGAUUCCUGGAGGGCACCCCCCCUCCCCUGAGCGGUGGUCCUGACGCGCUGACGCUGGAGUUUGAGUCCAUUCUCACUCCCCAGCUGCAGGCUGAGAUCGGCAGGGUGCAUGACAAACUGGGCGCCAUGCGGGGCACCAUCCAGAAUCGCCAGACCUCUCUGCGCAAGCUGGCAGACAAGCAAGUGCGCCCCAUCCAGCUGGUGGCUCCCCGGCCCGAGACCCCGACCCGGUCCAAGUCCCCCCUUUUCUCUCCCAAGCACGGUGAGGCAGCCCCGAGAACUGUCACUCACUUCUGUCUCGCCCUGCCCAGCAGUGCCUUGCAGGUGUCGACUUCCCGGUGUCCUGUGACAGGUGUCCUGUCUCAUAGACAUCCCAGCCUAAGGAAACCGGGCGGCGCGAGGCCCACAGUGGCUCAGGCCGCGUGUGCGCUGUGUUGCCAGGGGGACCUGAGCGACCUGGGCCGGGUGCUGAUGCAGGGCUCCUUCAGCGUGUGGAUCAGCCACAGGAAGGGCCCCACCAAGAUGAAGGACCUGGCACGCUUCAAGCCCAUGCAGAGGCACCUGUUCCUGCACGAGAGGGCGCUGCUCUUCUGCAAGAGGAGGGAGGAGCAUGGGGAGGGCUACGACAAGACCCCCUCCUACAGCUUCAAACACUGCCUGAAGAUGAGUGCUGUGGGGAUCACGGAGAAUGUGAAAGGAGACAUUAAGAAGUUUGAGAUCUGGUACAGUGGCCGAGAGGAGGUGUAUGUGGUGCAGGCCCCCUCAGUGGAGGUGAAGCUGGCCUGGCUCAGUGAGAUCCGGAAAAUCCUCACCAACCAGCAGAAACUCACCCGAGACGACUCUCUCCAGCCCAGUCCUGCCUCAGACCACAUCCAGCUCUCCCCUCCUCUGUUUGACAGAGCCGCACAGUGUGGGGGGGCACAGACGUCCUGGGGCGCUCUCUCUCAGCGGUCUCUCCUGUCCUGGUCCAGGUGGGUGAGGAGCCUGAGCCGCCGGCAGGAGGGCAGGGUUUCCGCCGGCAGCCUGCAGGAGGUCCUGGGCGAGAGCCGGGUGCUCUCAGGCAGACUGGGAGACCCAGGUAACCUAAAAACAAGAAAACUCAGCUCUCCGUAGGCCAGCGCAGGGGCUCUUCCUGUACGGAGCCCAGGACACUCAGAGAUAAGCGAACGAGGACUCGUCUUCAGACGUGGAGGUGCUCGGUGGGUAUAUAUCUUGCAAAGUGAUGUGACGGCCAGCCAGGCUCCGCAAAGGGGGGGAAGGAGUCUUCCUUCCUGACGCCCAUUUUAAUUUCUGCCCAAGUGGCCACUGAAAGAUGCAUUCCUGGACACCACCCAUCCUGAGGCUUCCAGUGCCCUCAAUGGGAUCGCCCGCUCCAUCUGCUGCCUUGAGAAACGCCAGCCCCUGACUGCAGGAGGAGAUCGCGGGCUCCUCGUGGCUCGAGUCCAGAGGGUCAGAGCAGAGCGGGACAGUUCUCUCUGGGCCGACCGACAUGAACAAUGAGGGGAGGGGGGGUGGAAGGAUUUUGCACGAUCAACCACUGAGCCCAGAGGAAAUAUCUACUAAAGUACCUGAUCUCAAGCCGCAACACACUGGUGGGCGCAGAAGGAGUUCUGCCAGUGCAACACUAGCUAGGGUAACUGGCCCCCAGCCACUGGCAGACAUCUGGCUGGGACUCUGUCUUCUAACAUCAGCAUUUUUGGGACCUAAGGUACAUUGUUUAAAGAGCAAGCCUUUGGGAUCUCCAGUCUUUACAAAAGCAUUUUUAUUGAUUUAUAAUAAACUCGUGGUGUUUCAGAUGCCUGGAGAAGGCAAAAAAAAAAGUCUUGCACCACAUUUUUAACUGCAUGGGGCUCUGACAGCACUACUUUCAGAGGCUCAGUUAUUCUUCACUUGCAUACUGUACUGAAGUUUGAUCAAAGUAGACGCUGUCUCUACCGGCACUGUGUUAUGAGAGCCCCCCGCCACAGUGAAGCUGCAGGGAAAAGCUUCAGGUCUUCUAUUUAAUACACGAGACACUUUCGCGGCCAGGUCACUAUUAGCUGGAGGUUCCCCUGAAUGAGGGUAGCAAAUUGCUUCUGGAGCAGGGUGACCCCUUUUUUUAAACUGUCCUUAAAGAUAUUGAAUAGAUAGAGGAACCAGAAUAUGUUGCAGACAUUUUUAAAAUUUUUCUGUAGUUCAUGAGGCUUAAGGCUUGUGUGAGUCAGAAACCAGCGUGCUUUCUCUUUACAUGUGCUAUGAACUCAAUAUGGUUUAUUGAGAAAUAAUUUUUGUCAAAGCUCACGUCACAUUGAGGGACUACAGACACACGGUGCAGCACAGUGUGGUCGAGCUGUUGCCCCAGCAGUCAAUAGAUAUCACGAUAGUCAACUUCUUGUUUGCAUUCCUGUCUUCUCAUCUUCUUCUGAAAACGUUCCCUGUGGGAAAGAGAAACAUAAUCGAUUCAUGUAACUAAUGCACGAUUCGUCUCAUGUUUGGACAACAAUUACUACUGGAAGAUUUAGUGGAAAUGAGACUUUCCUUGGUCAAAGAACAAGAUAUUUUUUUACACAGCAAAAUGGAACUUCUGCUUGCACUGUCAGUGUCCUAAGCACAGGGCCUGACCCUGACCUUGGUAUCAGAAGGAUCUAAUCAAGACUGACAAGAGUCCAGAACUCCAGGAGAGUUGACCCUGCAGCCAUUUCUGUAAGAAUGGAAAUGGUUUUGUUUAAAUGGAAACUUUCAAAGGCUUCAAAAGUAAUUGUUACUUCAUUCUCUGCGAGACUGAGGGAACUGACGUGAACCGAUGGAUCUUGCACAUUAUGUGGAUGCCCUGAUGAUGUCAAGGAAAGAAAAUGAAAAAAAUAAAUACAGUAUUUUCUUAGCCUUUUUCCAGGAGGGGAUAUAGUAUUCGGAACCAUAAAUUAUUAAGAGUUUACAUGCCAAAAAAUACAAAGCUGUGCCAUAAAUCAAUUGUACAACUUUUAGCCUUUUCUCUUUUUCUUAGACAGAAUUGGUAUUUUCAGCAAUAUGCAGUGCACUGAACUCCUGAUUCUGUCUGGACCCCAGCUCUUGAAAAUUUCAAAAGGCAUGAUAAAGCAUGUAAAGAAACAGCAACAGUUGAAAUAAGUAUGUUUGAGCUUUGUGAGGACAGAGGUGUGUGUUUGGAACUGUGCGGCACUGGUUCUGCACACUCAAAGUAUUUCAGUGAAGAGGAGGAGCCUCUUGCCUUUCAACACUAAAUUUGACCUUCCGCAAAUUACUGAAAAUUGUAAAAGUGUAUUUCGGUGAACACUUCACUUAAGUACUGGUGGCCAAUGUCACCUGGACAGGUCAUAAUUGUAGAAAGCAACAAUUUAUCAAUGUUAGUCCUGAAUGUCCAACAAGCUCCACUGCCAGAACUGUUUGGAAGAUUGAAGUGACUGCAAUGUGUGUCCACUGGUGAUUCACAGGACUCACGAUUUAAAACAAAAGAAGCUGUAAAAUUAACAGGCAUUUCCCCCAAUACAUUCAUGAAAAGGUCACUAAGUGAUUGUGCUUGUAAGAACGCAAAACAAUGUGUGAGUCAAUACUGUAUGUUUUUUUAAUUCUUAGAAUUAUUGUAUGAGGAAAAAACUCAAUUAAGUUUUGUAACACUUCAGAAUGAAAAACUGCAUGUACUUUUUUUCAUGGGUAUGACUGUUCAGAUAAGCUUAGGGCUCCUUUUAAAAAGGAUUGCUCCAGGAACACGCACAGCACCCAUGAUGUCUAACACUUAAAUAUUGAUUGGAGAAUUAUGUGGAUUUAAAACAUCAAAUCAGAGCGCAGUUCGAGGACAGCCUUUGAUUCUUUUCUGUUUGAAGUGGAAAUUAGAAUGCAAAUCAGUCAAAACAGCUCUGAUUUAUUUGUCACGUUUUUUUUCCUGGCAGAGCAAAAUAGCUAGUUAGCUGCAGGCAUUUGUAUUCAUGUGCACUAAAAAAAACUGUAAUUGCAGUGCUGUGCAUAUGUUUUAGCUCAAAUAUUAUCUCUUCUUUUACUUCUUUUUUAAGCCUUAUGAAAUUUCCGCUAUUUUUUGCACUGAAAUUAACUGCUUAGAAAUAGGCUUGAAAGUUCUGUCCUUUGGCGUGGGCACAGCUUGCUGCAGAAUAUUUUGUUGUAAGAAAAUGCAUGACUGCAAGAUUGCUGAAUGAUAGCGUAGGUUUGAGGUUAAUAUCGUAAUUAUUUCGAUUGUUAUGUAUUUGUACAGCCUCUCUGUUGUAUAAAAGGACAAA
This is a messenger RNA of Lepisosteus oculatus (spotted gar), 5627 nucleotides long. The record is from RefSeq and is a predicted model, not a curated record. NCBI's taxonomy places the organism in Eukaryota, Metazoa, Chordata, Actinopteri, Semionotiformes, Lepisosteidae.